GCGGAAAACGUGUAUGCGCAUGUCAAUAUUAGUUGGAUUCUUGGCGACAACAAAACAUGGCCAAAAUACCAGGCAUUGACAUGGUUGUGUGCUUUUACGAAUGACUGUGAAAAAAUAAUUCACGGAAUUAAAAACAACAACAAUGGAUUACGGGUACUUGAAAUUCAAAGCACAAAAUGGAAAAUCUGGGAUUUUUUGGGAACAAGAGAAAAAGAAACCAGACAGAAAAUUUGGCUAUAAGCGUAAGGAUCAGCGAUUCUCAAUUAGGACGAACCCCAACGAUGUAGAUCUGGAGCCAGAGCCAAUUAAGGAUGAAGACAGUACCCCUAAACCUAAUUUCAUAGAGAGGAACAGACAAUUAGCUGUUUCUAAAAACAAAGGAAAGAAACCAACCCUACGCCCAAUAAAGAAAUCACCCACUGGUACAAUGACCUUAACUCAAGAUCAGCUAAAUGCCAUCUUAGCUUCUGUAGGGAAAGUUGCGUCAGGAGAAGAGGACAACUUGCGGAUUUCCGUAGAUUCCAAGAAAAAUUCUAUAACAAUUCAGUCACCAAGGAAAAGUCGUGACGAUGAUUAUUAUGAUCACAACUCGGCAGAAAGUGGUUAUGAUGACGAUGAUCAUAAAUACAAUGAUGAUAAAAAGGACAAAGUAGUGAAAACUAAAACAAGGAAUACCUCGCCCAUACAGGAAGACACAACAACAACGAUCUUUUCACUGUUGGAGGAAUUUAAACAAAAGGAAAAGAAACCUACAAAGUCAACUAAAAAGGAACUUACAGAAGACAAAAAUAGGAAAAGGGACAGAAAGAACGUAGAUGAUGAGAAAGAUUAUGAUUCAGAUAGAGAGAAUAUUAAGGAGAGGAGAGGUAGAAAAAAGGAAACAAGCAGAGAGACUAAACGUGAUAAGGAAACUCACAAAGACAGAAGUAGUGAAAGAGAUAAAAGUAGAAAACAAGAUGGUAGUCGGAGCAGAGAACGUGAUAGGAGACACAGAAGGAAUGGAAGUGAAAACGAAAGACACAAUAGGGAUAUUUCACCGGAAAGGAAAAGUAAAAAUUACAGAGAAAAGAAUGAAUCAUAUGAAAACAGAAAAAAUAAAUCUAAAGACAGUGAAAAUGAUAGACAUAGGGUCACCGAGAAUGAGAGUGAUAAGAAAGUGGAAACUGUUGAGAAAAAAGUGGUAACUCCGAGGGAGAUGGCUGGUAUACCCAUGUCAUUACCAUGGAAACACAUGACCUUGGGAGAACGGCGAAGGUUAAUGCAAGCCAGGAUAGAGGCUGAAGCUGCAAUAAAAGAAAUAGAGAAAAAGAAAUAUGAGUUGGAGGAGCAGAAAAAAAGAGACGAUAAUUAUAGUGAAAGGAAAGAGCAUGAAAGAAACGAUCGUGAAAGGGAAAAGAAGGACCGUCAUAGAAAAGAUCGAAACAGAUAUGAUCAUGACAGUGAACAGAAAGACAGAAAUAAUCAUCGUGAUGAUGAGGAUGAUUACAGCAGUAGACGAAAAGAAAGAGACAGAAAUAAUCAUCGUGAUGAUGAGGAUGAUUACAGAGGUAGACGAAAAGAAAGAGAAAGGGACAGAAAUAAUCAUCGUGAUGAUGAUGACAAUGAUCAUGAUUAUCGUAGCAGUAGGCAUAAAAAGAAGUCGAGUCGAGAGCGAAGAAGAAGAUACAGUCCAGAACAGCAAGACAGUGAUGACGAUUACAAUGAUCGCGAUCGUGGGAAAAAGGACAGUCGCUCGCACAGACGGAAUGAUAGUCCCGAGUUACGGGAAAAGAAACACAGAGACCGCCGAAGGGAGAGAACUCCAUCUGAUGACGAACAGAGGAAUUACAAGACAGUGGAGAAAUCACCUGAAAGGGCAGAUUCUAAACCACCAACAGGUCUCCCUCCAGCACCGAAAACGCUCACACUGGCUGAAAGGAAGAAACUUCAGUGGGAAAAGGACAGAAUUGAGCUGGCCAAGCAGUAUGACCCAUGGGGAAGACCUGGAGCUGGAGCCCCGAUACGGACCAGAUCUGGGAAUGUAGCAGCCGACUACAAAACAAGACAGGAGGAGACAUUGAGGGCAUCCUUUGAGGAGAUUGAGAAAAAGAAACAGGAACAGAAAGAGGCCCUGAUCCAGGAGAUGGAAAAAGGGGAGUCCCAACCCAAAGUCAAUGCCUCACAACAGAACGUCCCACACGCCAUGAGGAGUUCCUUUAUGUUUGGGCAAGCGGCUCCUGAUUCUGAUCAGUUUGUAAACACCAAAGAGAUUGAGAGGCGGAAAUGGUUAGAAGAAUUAGACAAACAAAAUGAAGAGAAGCGUUUAAGACAGUUGAAUAACAAGGGAAAUAAUGCCACCCAGGAAACCUGGGCAGACAAGUUCACAUCAAACCACAAGCCAGCCGGGUUCCCAGAUCAGCUGAAGGAGCCACCGUCUGGUUAUCAAGAUCCAUACUCACCAAGGGACAAAACUCUAGAUGGAGGAAGAGUUAACAGUGCCCCGACACAUGUCCCAGAUACAGAGGAAGAUAAGACGCACAUACGAGGCCAGAAUGUGUUCAUGGACCCAGUCACUAAACGUGAGUUGGAGGAGAAGAGAAAGCGCUUGCUAGAACACCAGCAAGCGGUGAUGGAGCAGGUUCAGCAGAAGCAGCGAGAGAAACAGCGGGAGCGUGAGCUGAAGAUGAAGGAAGACAUGGAGGAGGAGAGGAAACUACAGGCCGAGCGUGACCGCAUACAACGACAAUUCGAGCAGGAGCAAAAUAAAGUCAAAAUGAAAGAGGUACGAAGACAACAGGAAGUCGACAAACUAAAAAUGGCUAUGGAUGAGGCCCAUGAGUCAGCUCUCCGUGAAAAAAUUUCACGCCGCCUGCAGCAUUUAGAUGAGGGAGGCCAUGAUACUUCACACCUGAAGGCUACAUUACAAGACAAUCCUCAAAGUGGCCGUUACCUAGCAACAGACAGAGAAUCAUUUCGAGAUCACAACAAAUCUAGGGAUAUAUUGCCAAACACAGCCAAGUUAACACCCCGAAAUAAUAAUCCCAGUACUUAUGUCCAGCCAGAGUACAUACCAGGCCUGAACCUGGAGUUAUCUCCCCGGACAGGCCCAACACACAGGUCACACAGAGAGGCCGUGAUAGUGGAUAACCCACCAUAUACAGAAAACCGGGUUCUGACCCCAAGUCAGUUUCGCCAUGGUAACGAUGCAUCACGAGAGUUCGGCACACAAACUGGUAUGGGACAUUAUACUCCCCCUACAGUGUCCGAUGAUAAAAUAGUCAAUGAUACUGAUUUAUAUGAGAAGGUUGAAUUUGGUACGAACACUGACUUAGGUACCAACCGAGAGGAAAGCGAGGUUCAAAUUAUGUAUAACACACAGGGAAAGAGAGUAAGGGUAAAAAGUGCUGCUAAGGAAGAGACCAAGAAAUAUCAACGAAAACCAGAACCUCCGGUGGAGAAGAAAUCAAAACCCAGGACAAAAGAGGAAAAAGAAAAGGAGAAACCCAAAUGGAAUUUUCAAAACAAACGUCGCAAAAAGCCGGUGAAACAAUCUGAAAAAGAUCUUAAUUUCGUUGAGAAAAGAAAGCAGAGUGAAAUGAGAAGGCUAAAAAGAGAACAAGAAUUGUUGAACUUAGUGAAUAUGAAUCGUGAUCGUAUACCUACAGAGCGACCAAAAGGAGCCGCCUGUAACUCUCGUGGCCAUUCACCUGUGUCUGAUCAUGAAGGUCACAGGUCAAGGAGUAUUGAACGCUUUAAUGCUAGUCGGAGGUCAAAGUCUCAUUCACCUGAAAACAUUAGUGCACGACGACAUCAGACAUAUAGGACGCACUCGCCCAACUUGACGCAACGUUCGUCUUCACCUGGGCAAAAAGUUGUCGAAAGCAGUCGCAUUACAGCCAGGGGGAGAUCACCCCCAGUUCCAGCCCUUAGAUAUAAAAAAGACAAUGCUUAUGAUGUACAAUUAGCAGAGAGAUCUGCUCGUAAGUAUGCCGAUAAUGAUCCGUUAGAAAUACCGCUGACAGAUGGAAACUUUGUGCCAUUCCUGAGAACUGUGGAAGUGCUAGAUCCGGCCCGUGCAAGUUCCCCACUACAUAUAUCUAGGGAGCCCACAGCCGUUGUAAAUGCUCGCAAGGCUUACAUUAAGAGUUUGAAGCCUGGAGAAUAUGGUAGAAAGGCUGACCCCUACGAGGACAGAUUGAAAGUCACAGGAGAGGAGAAAUCUAAGGACCCUAUCAUUAACCCUGCCCUAGUUACAGACCAUCCGACCAACAGACAGGAUGCUAUCCUUCAACAGCUCUCCUCUCUAAAAAUGAACCUGAUGCAGAGACGGAGGGAGCUAGAAACGUUUUCUCCGACAGACUUUGAGUAGUGAACGGCUAUCAGUGGUGAAUUUAGUCUUACCUUGAUUGGACAUGCAUUCUGUGAUAAUUCUUCAAACACAUGACAACUGUUAAUGGACAAAGAAUGGGGCCCAGUUUUAGCAAGUUUAUUCUGUGUAAAGACAUAAUAUUUUAACAUGUGAAAGAUUCAUGUCGAUUAAUCUUAAAACAAAAUUUGAACUUAAAAAUUCAAAAAUAUGUUUUUAACCAAAACAUUUUCUGCAAACUGUUUUGAUAUUUAAAAAAAAAUAAUAAAUAUCAAAUGUGUUUUUGUCAGUAAGAUAGUAACACUAAUUAGUUAUAUAAAUUCAAUUUUGUUGAUCAGCCUCGGAAACAUUUCUCAAAAAGUUUUGAAGUUACACACUUGAGUGGUUUUUUUUGGCUUCCAAAGCGAUGGCUGACAUGAUACAUGUAUAUAAAUCUUAUAUCAAACUAUGAUGUUGAUUUAAACAUUGUGUCCACAUUUCCUUUAGGAUAACCUAAAUGAUAAUGGAGCUUGUCUUCCCAAGACCCCAUUGUAUUGAUCGAAUCUUCUUCGUUUUACCAAAAAAUGGCUGUUGGUGCUUGGCUUUUGCAGGCUCAAAUAACUCAUAUUAUCACAUUAGGUUGUGAAGCCACUAGCAAUGUUUACUGUCCAAUGAUGUUUUCACAUCAACCAUGUUUUUUUAAGUCAAAAUGUAUACCAAACAAUAAGAAAUUAUUUGUUUAAAAACAAAAUAUGCAGUAAGAUAGCUUGUAGCAAAUUGUUGUCCCUGUUGCAAAGGACGGGUCUUCCUUUCGAUCCAAGGGUUCUCAGGUUUUUACCUUGCCUUGACUUAAUAGUCAAUAUUUACAUCCUCAUUUUUUAAUGUGUCAUAAAAAUAGAAUAACAAAAAAUGAUAACAUAUUGAGUUAAUUCACCUAUACAUGCCAUGGUCCAAAGCUAAGUAAGAAAACAUUGCUUUCUUAGUUUGGGAUUUGGUUCGGGACUAGACUGUCCUGAUGGUAUUUAUGAGAAGUCAAUAACUUCUUUGACACUGGAAUUCUUUAUAUCUUGUGAAUGGUGAAGUAAUGCUGAUUAUCAGCAGAAUCUUUGAAUACUGAAGUGGCCAAAUUUGUGUUUGUUGAUUGUUGGUUUAAGGUAUGAAGACAUGUGACACAUGUAUAAUGAUAAUCUCCACGUAGAACAUUGUCAAACAUGUUAUACAGUAGCUCUCAAUUAAUAAUCUGUUACAUAUCAUUGCUAUACAUCUUGUUGCAUUUGAUUGUUGUUUAUCUAUUUAUUGUACAUAUGUAUUGAAGAAUCAGAUCUAAUGUAUAAGAUAAUUUCAUGUUUUUACCUUUGAUAUGAUAGUCUUGUAAGUUUCUAAUUUAUACCCAUCAUAUGUCUCGCCUAUUUUACAUUAACAUACUUGCAUUACGCUGGUGCUAUAUAUAAUCUCUCUACUUAGAACUCCAAACCAACAAAGUUUUUACCUGACUGCAGUCCAUUAUACAUUGGCUGUAAAUCUAUAGUUAACCAUACCUGUAAUUAUUCUCGUUAAUUCCAUGAUUUAAGACCUGACAUCAAACAGAAAUCUCCCAUUCUCAUAUUGGUGCCUAAAUUUUUGCACCUUAAACAUUUUACAGGAAAUAAAAUCUCAAACUGGAUGGCAAAUUCAAAAUGUUAAUAGCAUUUAUAAAACCCUUGGUGUUUGGCAGAACAAAACAAAACAGUACUGUAAACUUUUGAAAGAAACAUAUUUCUCUUCAAAGUUUCAGGGAGAUAUCUGAGUAGUCAUCGAGUGAUUCUUUUUGUCAGUUUGUUAAUUCUGAAAGGAGUAGAUUGUUUUGUUGUUUGAAGCUAGCCUUAGAGAACUUGGGCGAGGUGUUAUAUAAAGACUUGUGGUUAUUUAUGAUAGAACGUCUGUUGUGCUACUUUGGUGAGUUGAUAUUUGUAUGUGUUAUAUACAUAUAAGGUAUUUCUUUUAUUUCCAUUCUCUAUGUUGUAUUAUAGGGGAGCAUUUUGUUCAUAUUCCAUUACGCAUAUACGUUCAGUAGGGGAAGACAUUUGAUGGGUGACUUAUAAACAGGAUGUCCUUUCUAAUGGAAGGCAAACAGUUACAUUUAUAUAAUACAGUUAGAUCAACUACCUGUACCACUGUACCCGAAUUGUUAUGUAUGGCAAGCAAUGGGUCUCCCUUAUGUUGUCCAAUGAAGUGGUCACAAACUACUACAAGGAGACCCUGCCUCAAAAUGACCCUGGCUGUUCACGGGACAAUAAACCCAACAAAUAAACAAACAAACUUUUCUAAUGGUAGGCAAGCAAUUAGAUUUUAAACUGCCAGACAGACUAUUGUCAUCAAUGACAGACAUACAGGUUGUCCUUUACUAAUGGUAGGCAAGCAAUUAGAUUUUAAACUGCCAGACAGACUAUUGUCAUCAAUGACAGACAUACAGGUUGUCCUUUACUAAUGGUAGGCAAGCAAUUAGAUUUUAAACUGCCAGACAGACUAUUGUCAUCAAUGACAGACAUACAGGUUGUCCUUUACUAAUGGUAGGCAAGCUUUUCUAACGUUUGUUGAUAUGACCGACUUUUUCAUAGACAUUUGAGUCAAAUGGUUAAAGUGUUAAAAUUUCAUUUUGUUAAAGGAUAAAAAUUGUUUGCAAAUUCGAGUUGAUUUGUAGUGAUAUCCAAUUAGACAGAGAGCACAUCUAAGUUGAUUUUAAUUGCAUGAAAUUGUUGCGAAUGGAAUGCUGAUAGAAAGAGAAUCUCAUUCAUUUGAUAAUUUAAACAAGUACUAUUGAUAUUGGUUUCUCUAGGGAAAUACAUUUCUGUGAUAUAUAUACCCAACUCAAUAACAAACCUUAUUUAUUCUAAAGGAAGCUCUUGCCAAUGAGGGUUUUAUUAUAUAUAUAAAUUAUUCAUAUGAAAAUCAAAUAUUUACAUUCAAAAAUGUACACAGCAACUGAAAAUUCUGAGGAACAAAAUGUGAUUGCAUUUCCGGACAUUAUCUAUAAGUUAUAGUUUAGCUAGAACUAAAAUAUCAAAACCCUUUAUUUCUGUAUUAUAGACUUUAUAAGUUAUUGGGAGGUUGGGGUUGAAUGCAUUAUCUCCCAAGGUUCCGUGCUAUAUAGGGUUACUCUCUGGGAGGUAAUAGGGGACAGGGGUAUUACUGAUGUGAUAUUAAAUUUAAUUAGAAUCUUUAUGGUCAUUUGUCUGAUUAACCUUGAGCUAGCCUAAUUAAUUAGAUUAUAUCAUCGAUGUGAUUAAUUGUACACUGGACAUCAACUUUGUACCAAAGACAUCAACAAUGAAUUAAAUUUCUAUCAAAAUAA
Pecten maximus is the source of this 7655-nucleotide messenger RNA. RefSeq names its product zinc finger CCCH domain-containing protein 13-like. The transcript has 20 exons. NCBI's taxonomy places the organism in Eukaryota, Metazoa, Mollusca, Bivalvia, Pectinida, Pectinidae. Gene Ontology annotation, molecular function: microtubule binding. Bases 143 to 4348 code for a protein of 1401 amino acids. The record is from RefSeq and is a predicted model, not a curated record. Gene Ontology annotation, biological process: cilium assembly. Gene Ontology annotation, cellular component: microtubule; cilium.